AUCACAACUCUCUAACAGCAAAUAUAUAAUGGAUCGAUCCAAGUACACUAUUGGUUGGAUAUGUGCGCUUACCGAGGAAUUUGUUGCGGCGCGAGCCUUUCUUGACGAAACGCAUGAGCGCCUAAAAGAUCAGGACCCGAAAGAUUCAAACAACUAUGCACUAGGCAAAAUGUCUGAUCAUAAUAUUGUUAUUGCUUGUUUGCCCUUGGGGGAAUAUGGCACAGCCUCUGCCGCAGGGGUUGCCAUCAACAUGGUACGAAGCUUUCCCAAUAUCCGCAUUGGCAUGAUGGUGGGGAUUGGUGGAGGCGUCCCUUCGAAGCGGCAUGAUAUUCGACUCGGCGAUGUUGUUGUAAGCACGCCAGGCAACGGCAAUGGGGGAGUAUUUCAAUACGAUUUUGGUAAAUCGAUACAGGCAAAGGAAUUUGUCGAGACAGGGUUUUUAAACCAACCUCCGGAGAUGUUACGGACAGCACUACAGUCCCUAAAGGCUAGUCAUCAGCUAGAAGGACAUACUCUGAUCAACGAUGUGGAAGAAGUUCUUCAGGACAGACCGAGAUUAAAGAGGACAUAUUGUCGUCCAAACAUCGACGAUCAAUUAUAUAAAUCGACUUUUAUACAUUCCAGCCCGUCGGAAGAUUGCCAGUCAUGUGGCAGCGACCCAUCUCAUGUAGAACCGCGAGAUCCACGCGAUCAGGAUGAUGAUGAUCCAGCCAUACAUUACGGACUGAUUGCUUCUGGGAAUCAAGUCAUGAAGGACGCCCUUGUCCGCGAUAAACUCGGAAUGGAAAGGGGUGUUUUGUGUUUUGAGAUGGAGGCUGCAGGAUUGAUGAAUCGCUUCCCAUGCCUUGUUAUCCGUGGCAUUUGUGAUUACUCGGAUUCACAUAAGAACGACAAAUGGCGCGGAUAUGCAGCAAUAAUGGCCGCAGCAUAUACGAAAGACCUCUUACGCCAUCUCAUCCCCGAACAAGUGAUAUUCGAGAAAAGCGCCAUUGACCUGCUUCAAGGCAUACACGAUCAACUUGAAAGCCUAGUUCAAAAGACGGACAGUGUCAACUACCAGCUUGAUUUAGCCAAAUUAUCAAUUGCUCACGGUGCUGAAUUUGAUUCAUUUGCAAUUCAACAUGAUGAAGAAUGUCUUCCCGGGACUAGAACUGAAAUUCUUCAUCAGAUUUGGGAAUGGGCGGGUUCACAACGGGGGAAAUGCAUAUUCUGGCUGAAUGGAAUGGCUGGUACUGGGAAAUCUACAAUUUGCCGAACCUUGGCAAAAGAUUUCCAAGGAAAAGGAGUACUCGGUGCCACUUUCUUCUUCAAAAGAGGUGAAGCAGAUCGAGGCAAUGCGUCCAAAUUUUUCUCUACUAUCGCUAAACAAAUAUACCAAAAACUUCCCGAGAUCGAUUUGAGAAAAAUUAUUGAGGAACAGCCAGAUAUAUCGAAUAAAGCCCUUUCCAUGCAAUUCGAGACGCUCAUCCUUCGGCCAUUAUCGACCUUGCGUUCGACAAAUAGUGGACUUCCGCUGAUGAUGAUUGUAAUCGACGCGUUAGACGAGUGCGAGGACGACAAUAAUAUCCGAGCCAUAAUUCAGCUGCUUCCACAUUUGCAGGCGACUCAGUCUAUUCGACUUCGAGUAUUCAUCACAAGCCGACCCGAGUUACCAAUUCGAUUAGGAUUCAAAGAUGUAGAGGGAGGUUAUCAAGAUCUGGUCCUUCAUCACGUCCCUAGGGUCAAUAUUGAACAUGAUAUCUCUCUCUUCAUAAACCACAAGCUUGAUAGUAUCCGGAAAUACAGAUCUCUCCCUCAAGAUUGGCCUGGCGCAAUUAGGAUUCAGUGGCUUGUUAACAUGUCCAUUCCGCUAUUCAUUUUCGCUGCCACUGUGUGCCGUAUGCUUCAAGAUCACGAUCUAGACCCCGAGGAGGCCUUGGAAGAUAUUUUCAAAUAUGAAGAUGAAGAAUCUAAGCUAGAUGUUAUUUAUCUUCCGAUACUGGAUCGUUUAUUUUCCAAAUAUGGCAAAAAAGGGAGGCAAAAGCAGUUCAAGCAAGUUCAAGAACUGGUGAGCACGAUUGUUCUCCUUGAGAACCCACUGUCAAUCAUCGCACUAUCAAGUCUUAUUGGCAUACCGACUACGACAGUCAAUACAGGAUUAAAUUCACUACAUUCCGUUUUGAACAUACCAGUUGAUGAAACUGCGCCAGUACGAUUUUUUCACCUAUCAUUUCGCGAUUUCUUACUGGAUCGCAAGACACGUGGAAAGACUGCACUCUGGAUAGAUGAAAAGGAAACGCACGGAAGGCUCACCAAGUACUGCCUCCGUAGAAUGUCGAACAGUUUAAGGAGGAAUAUUUGCAAUCUGUCAGAUUAUGGACUCGGGCCAAGAGAGAUGGAUGCUGAUAUUAUUAAUCGGUAUAUUCCAUCAGAGUUGCAGUAUUCAUGUCGGUAUUGGGUAUACCAUUUGAGAAAAAGCCAAAAUCCAGUCACCCUUAUUGAUGAUGCAUUAUUAUUUCUACAAAAUCAUUUGCUUCAUUGGAUAGAAGCAAUGAGUCUAUUAGGCUUGGUUUCAAAUGUUAUUCACGCUAUUCACAAUUUGCAAUAUGUCGCCCAGGGUGGUCACAAUUCCAAGAUGUUGGAACUCCUGUACGACGCCAGACGGCUUGUUCUUAAAUUUAGAUAUAUAGCUGGCGCUGCGCCUCUCCAGCUUUAUAUUUCUGGCUUAAUAUUCGCUCCAACCCGUUCAGCGACUAAAAAAUCUUUCCUGAAAGAAAAGCCCGAUUGGAUAUCCGUAUCAAGAAACAUUGAAGACAACUGGGACGCGCAUUUACAAACGCUUGAAGGCCACAAAGAAAAUGUUGAUUAUAUCGCCUUCUCUUCUGACGGACUCCUAUUAGCAUCUUGCGCGAAAGAUAAAACUAUAAACAUUUGGGAAAUUGCCACUGGCACCCUGCGACAAACGUUUACAGGUCAUGAAAAUUCGAUUUUAUGCGUCGCUUUCUCACUGGAUACCCAGACAUUGGCAUCUAUCUCUGUGGAUGCCAUAAUGAAGUUCUGGGAUGUUGCCACAGGUGCCUCGCUAUGGAAUAUAAAACUUCAAGAUGAUGAGAUAUGGGAUGCUUGUUUUUCUCCUGACAUAAGCUUACUAGCGACUCACAGUCGCGGCAAAACUGCGAUAUGGGACCUUUACUUGGGAGUUCAGAAGCACGAGCUGGGUAAAACUUCGUUGUUUCAUUCUUCAACUUUCUCCGCAAAUGGAUUGCUAUUCGCUGGUGCCUCAGACUGGGAUAUAAUCAUUUGGAAUACUGUCACUGGCGCUGUACGACAAACAAUCAAGGGCCAGUCAGGACGGGAUAACGCUACAUGUUUGGCAUUUUCGCCCAAUAGCCAGCUAUUAGCAUCUGCCCACGAGCCUGACUGUGUGAAGCUUUGGGAUGUCAUUACCGGCACUCAAAAAUAUAUUUUCGAAACAUGCGGGCAUCUGACUCGCGUAGCAUUCUCGCCAGAUAAUCAGUUCCUAGCAAUCGGUCAUUAUAACGGCAUAGUACUUUGGGACCUUGCCACAUACCGCUUGUGCAAAGAUAGUUCCAAAUCUGCUGCCAUUAUUGCUUACUCUCCAGAUGGCAAGACUUUAGCAUCUACUGGUUUCAGCAAAGUCAUUGAGCUUUGGGAUCUUAAUAUGGAAUUUUUGAACCAAGAGUCUUCUUCAACAUCGACCCAAGAGAUCGAAUUCUCUUCAGAUGGCAAACUUCUUAUCUCUUCCCUUGACAAAGACAUCAGUAUUUGGAACCCGUCGCAAGAAAGUCUGCAACAGGUUUUAUGCACAAAUUCGCAUGGAUCAGCUACUACUAUAGCACUCUCUGCGGAUGGCCGAUUACUCGCAUAUCCUUCUAUACUCUUACCUAAUCAUCCUCGGCGUGUCGGGUCCGUUGAGGUAUGGGAUAUUAAGAUGGGCAUCCACUGGUCUAUCUUGACUAAAAAAUGCCAUAUGAUGGAAUUUUUACCAGACUGUCAACAAUUAGCAAUUGUAGAAGAGGAAUACAUCGCUUUUUGGGCUUACACCGAGGAUCUUACGCAAACCCCAAUGCCUACGAAGAGUAAUGACAAUACAGCUGGAAGUCUGCAACAGGACGUGGAAAGGGUUGGAAUGUGGGUUUUACAACGAACAUUAAAUCGCACAAAAGGUCAUUUGGGUGCGGAGUCAAGAAUUUCUUUUUCUCCUGAUGGCCGACACCUGGCUAUGUAUCUCUAUGUGGAUGGUUCAGUUGGUCUUGACGUCGAGAUUUGGGAUUUGACUACAGGGUCAUUGAUACAGACUCUUGAACGUUGCUUUACGAAUCUUGAGUUUGUGGCCUUUUCUAUCAGUGGCCAACUCCUAGCCCGUGAGAGACGGGAUGAUUUUAAGGAAGAAGGGCGCAUAACAACUUAUGGUCCUAUCAUCGAGCCUUGGGAUCUGGACACAGGCAAGUUACAUGAAGCCUUGGCAAAAAAGCGCCGACGCAAACGCCCUAAACAUGCUGUUUUACCCAGCCUUCUUCCAGUAGAGGGUGUAGAAUUUCUAACAUUUCAAAACCGAUAUGUUAAACGCAAGGAUAUUACAAUAUUCGAAGGGGAGUGGGUAUGUUUUCAAGAUCGUAAGAUCUUAUGGCUUCCCUUUAAGUAUCGAGCAACUUCUUCUUCUGCAAACAAUACUACUCUUGCUCUUACACAUGGAUGGGGAGAAAUUACUUUCAUACAAUUCUCAGUCUCUGCUGAAUUAAAAAUCUAAAUAUGAAUAUAAUAACAUUAUCAUUAUGCGAG
Messenger RNA from Trichoderma harzianum CBS 226.95, 4782 nucleotides. RefSeq lists its product as hypothetical. The coding region runs from base 29 to 4750 and encodes 1573 amino acids. Lineage: Eukaryota; Fungi; Ascomycota; Sordariomycetes; Hypocreales; Hypocreaceae. The record is from RefSeq and is a predicted model, not a curated record. Gene Ontology annotation, molecular function: protein binding; catalytic activity. The transcript is spliced from 3 exons. Gene Ontology annotation, biological process: nucleoside metabolic process.